Messenger RNA from Brienomyrus brachyistius, 5373 nucleotides. RefSeq lists its product as uncharacterized. Lineage: Eukaryota; Metazoa; Chordata; Actinopteri; Osteoglossiformes; Mormyridae. Gene Ontology annotation, cellular component: centrosome. The transcript is spliced from 7 exons. Gene Ontology annotation, molecular function: microtubule binding. The record is from RefSeq and is a predicted model, not a curated record. Bases 456 to 3917 code for a protein of 1153 amino acids. Gene Ontology annotation, biological process: microtubule anchoring.
UCUGGGGACGAGCAGGCACGGCAUGCUUGCAUGAUAGCUGCCUCAUACGGAGGCAGCAAGAGCAGUCGUGAAGAGGGAUGGCGAAAGCAAGAGAGACAGUGGAGAGGGAGGGAGAGAGGAGCAGAGAGAGGGAUUGUGAGUGAGGGAGAGAGAGAGAGAGAGAGAGAGGGAGGUAAAGCAAGAGAGAGAGAGAGGGUGCAGAGAGAGAGACUUAGAUAUGGGAAAGAGGGAGAGUGGAGCAGGCUGGUCAGGGAAGGAGAGGCAGAGCAUCAGGAAAGAAACUAAAAGAGAGCCCAGCUGGAGGGAGGCUCCACGCAGCAGCGUGCACAGCCCGCACAGCUGAAAUGAAAGCGGGGGCGGCUGUGCACUGGCAGCUUGGCUCAGGGAAACCUGUUAUAGGACAUCCUGCCUUUGGAAGUGAGCUGCAGCGUCCCUGACAGCUAAGUACUGCCACUAUGCCAGUCAUGAGCAAGCCGGGGUUUUUGGCAAAGACGGACUCGGGGUUAAGGAGGCUCUUCUCUGAGGAGGUGUGGAGCUGGGGGAAGGAGAAGAAGGGCGGAGAAGCCGGCCUGAUGGAGCCGGAUGUGCUUCAGGGUAUCAGGGCCACACAGCCUGGUUACCCUAAGACCUCACCCAGGAGCUUGAGAAAACACGACAAGUCUGAGGAGACCCUCCAAAGCAAGGAAGGGACACUUCAGCAAAAACAUAAGCCGAUGAAGACAAUGGAUGACAGUACUGAAACAGACCCGGCAAAUGGAGGACAGGCACCACAGCAAACUCACAUAUGUCUGCAGGAGAAACGUGACUCUCGGGAGAAAAGUAAUGGCAAUGUAUCCUCAGGAGAUGAAUCAUCUUCAACAUCGGCAUCGUUGACAUCAUCGUCAUCCUCAUCAUAUUCUGGAAGACCUCUUAGAAUAAGAUCGUUGCCCAAUUCCCCUGACGGAUCUUGGAGGUCUCAAAAAACUGUUGGCUCAUUUGCAUCACUCCCUGAGUUCCAGAGAGCAGUUGCCAUCUGUAUAAAUGUCUCUGAGGUGUCGGUCUCCUCAUCAGAUAUCGAUGAGGAUCUGCCCUUUGAUUUAGAGGACAGUAAAUGUAAGUAUCAAAUCCCCUGUAGCAAAAAAAAUUGUGUGUCCACAAUGGGUACCAGCUCUGAUCUUUGCAUUGAGUGCAAGAUCGAUUUAACAAGUGGGAACACUGUUUCCUGUAAUCGUCAGAACUACCAAAGACUGGAAAAUGUGCCAUCUAUUAACAUCAACCUUGGGGGGAGCACUAUAGGAGCUGGUGCAAAUCAGUGUUUAUCACUUGUAACUUGUGCUGGGGGAGAUGUACAGCAAGAGCAUGAGCAAGAGAUAUCUUCUGUCAUGGCCAGUCAUUUUCAUAGUUCUUCAGUCCAGGACACAUGUGAUGGGGACAUAGACAUCAGUCAUGAAAGUUCUUCUGCCGAUGAGGGCCCUUUAGACACAGAAGAGAAGUCAGAAGCGUUCUCCCAUAGCAGUGAAUGUCUGGUUUCCUCAGGGGAUGAAAUGGUUUUCAACAAUGAACUGGGUAAUGGGGGAGACAACAGCAAUUUAGACAUGAUACGACAGCUCGAAAGCGCUGAUUUUUUAAGCUCAGAGCAAUCAAACUUUUUUCGAUACAAAAAAAAACAACUGUUUCUUGACAUUGAUCCAAUAUCACUGGAAAAACAAAUGCUUGGACAAAAAUCAGGGAUAAAUAACCCAGUGGAUUUUCCUUCAUGGAAUACCCUGGUUUCCGAGGAAACACUGUCAGAGAUCCUGUCUCCAGUGGAUGAGAUUCUGUCUUACGGCAGCGCUGAACUCCUUCCAUCAUUAGCGACAGUUACAGGGUCAGACAUGGGCAAUUAUGUGUACCAACCUCCCCCACCUGCAAGUGAAAUCAUAACCUGGACCAGCGAAGAGGACUUUGUUCUUCCUCUUGAAGGCCUCGAAAAAAUCCAGCCUAAUAAGAGUCCAACCGAGGACCCAUCCAUCAUAAGUGAAGAUUUGCCGUCUCUCUCUGAGGAUUUUCUCUUUUUGGUAAACCAGGAGGAAUCAAACAGACAAACAGAUAAAGCAAUAAAUCAUGAGGAUUUAAAAUCAGACCUCUUAAUAACAAACUCAGAAACUACCUCUUCAUACAAGAAAUUAAGUGACAAUAACAGGUGUAAGACCCGAGACAAAAAUCCUCUUUUAGACUUUAUUAUUUCUGAAGCAGGAGACGCUGAAGGCUGUUCAGAACGUGCGUUCAGUGUAGGUGAGGGAGUUGUGUUUUGCCACUCUGUGUCCAGUCAAUGGAAAGAUAGAGAAAUGCCUGCAUUUUCUGGUGGGAACUGGGCAGGUGUGUCAUUGGAUAGCCCAACCAGAAAUCACAAUGGAACCUUCAAAGAUAUGGAGUACUUCAAAUGUGGUAAGAACUGUGGGAUCUUUGUCAGGGCAGAAGAUAUUCUACACGAGGAACGCGAAAGAGACUUGGAGUCCACCUUGCAUAAUGAUCCUUUUUCAGAUGAAGAACCACCUAGUGAUGAUAAAAAAGAAAAAAUAUGGAGAGCAGCCAAAUACUCAGGUGAUACACACAAUGAAAGAAAACAUAUAAGCAAAAAACCAUUAGGAUGUGAUUCUUCAGGUGCCAAAAUGACAUGCAAAGAUGUAACUCCACUUCAAGAACCAAACAACAACACCUGUUCAGAACUUAUAGGGGCAUGUGAUCAUCUACUAUCAGAAACUCCAAGUGACCAGCUUCAACAAUCUAUUGAUAACACCACAUUAAACAAGUUUGCACUUUCUGGCUUUGAUGGACUCAAAUCAGAUCAUUUCCACCAAAAAACUACUUAUCCUUCCAAUGCUGAAUUUUCUGAAUGUGUGAAGGGACAGAAGGAUCUGUUAGAGCUCUGUGCCAACAAGACAAAUCCCAUUUUAGUCUCACCUAUCGAAUCUUUCAUUGAUCAGACUUCCCUGAAGGACUUUGCACCAGGAGUUGCAGUCCAAGAAGUACAACAUGACAACUCCAUCCUUGAUGUACGAGAGAUAGAAACAGUAAGGUUUUUUAGCAAGUGCCACCAUGAUCUAAACUCUCUGGUUGAGAAAUUAGCAGGAGACUUGAUAAAGGAAAUCUUGACGGAUGCUCAGGAAUUUAGGAGGAGAUCUCGACGGAGGAGAAGCUUCCAAAAUGACAGCCAGAUUAUUGAUAGAAUUGUGAAAAAGAGGGAGGAUAAUCUGACUAGAGCAAAUCAACUGGAAUUCAGCGAUCAGUGGCAAUGCACCCUCUCAUCUUCAGUAAACCUCAAAAUCCAGCCACAUGAUCCUAUGGUCAUCCGCCAUCUUGUAGCAGCCGCUGUGGAGAGACUUUGCGGUCAAACUAUAAGUUGCAAGGUUGAUAUCACAGAUGCCCCUGACCAUUUAAUCGAUGGGGAGAGUCGUAGAUCUUACCAACAGGUCAUAUACGACCUUACUUCAGAGGUAUUUGAAGAGAUUUCACGAGACCAUCCAACCACAUGUGGGUUUCCAUGGCAAACAAAUCAAGCAUUAUCUCUUGCAACACUCCAACCAAGCAAGUCCCCUCUCACACAUGUGAAGGCAGCAGUCCAAAAUGAGGUGCAGAGAGUGCUGAAUCUGGAGCGUAAUGAUGUGCAGUUGAGAGAAAUGCUCCAGGUUAUGUGCAAGUAUGGGAACACGCAGCGGGACAAAGUGGACUACAUACUGAUCCAGGAGCUUCAUAAAGAAGAACUUCAGUGGCUAGACUACAACCUUGACCAGCUCGCAGUCAAAAUUAGACUGGCUGAUGAGAUUUUCAACAUCCUUCUGCAGGACACUAUGUCAAUCCUAAACAAAAUCUACGCAGCGCCCUCAAAUGUCAAUCCUCCAGCCAUACAGGCAUCCGAACCUGCAUUUGGUCAACGGGAGCAAGACUACAUACAGUAAUAAAGAGACACCUCUCAUAAUUCAUAAAUGUCAAUGUACUGCAAAUAACUCUCCCUUCCAUAUGUGAAUUGAGGUAGAAUGAUUUUAGAUAAAAAGCAAUAUAAAGCAGUAUUAAAUCAUGUGGGAUUACAUGGAAUUAUCAUUUUUUACCCUGUUGUUUUAUAUGCUAAAUAUGAUUAAUUUUUUUUUUUUUUUUUUGUGAAAGACAAAUAGUUCAUACUGGGACCUCCUUGUGAUUCACAUGUAUUCAUUUUCGUCCCAGUGUUCUUCCAUGGUGACUUUAUCGUGAUAAUCACCUAUAUAGGCUACAUUCUAUUAACCUACUCUGGCAAACUGAUUUUUUGGGAGAAAGGCUAUAAAAUGGGAUACGGUACAGCCCACAGCAUCAUGGUGUCGUACUCUAUGUUUUUGCUAUAACCACGAUCAAACCUGCUGCUUCCUGGUUUUUGUUAGCUUGUUUCGUAGUUUCUAACUUUAUAUUUAUAUUUUUAUACUUAAAUUCUAUUACACUAAGGUGUGAUGUUAAAUCUAAUUCAAUUAUUUAUCUAUUUUGCUUUGCUUUAUAUUAUUGUAUGUCAUUUUCCCAGAAAACCAUAAAACAUGGAUUAGAUACCUACAUUUUUAUAAAACUCCUUUAAUCAAUGCUCUUCUGCACUGAUUUUGCAUGGGAGCCCUUUCUCUCGUAAAAACAUAUUUCUGUACCUUAUUCAACUUCAGUUUAUGUAAAUUUAUUAAUUUAGUUAUAUCUGUCAUCAUAAAGUAAUCCAAAAUUAAAUCUGUAAAUGUUUCUUAUUGGCCCAAGCAUGUUGAUCUUAAGACGGGCCGGAAUGCAUAAUUCUGAACUCGGUGGACAAUGGAAAAAGUAGCAGGCGGUAGAAGUUAGGUCACAUCAUUUAUGAUUGUGAAGUUUGAAAAGUGCCUGAAGAGAUCAAAUCAUAUAAAUCUAUUAAAGAAGUAUGUGUCUGUGCAUCUGAUCCGGAAAUGUUCUGACUCUGACUGAGGUAGCCAUGGUCAUGCCAAGUAGGUCUGGGAUCAUAGUUAUAACCAUUCAACAAAACACGUGAUUAAAUCCCUUGAAAGGUACACAUCCAGUUUGGCACCUUGUAUAUUAUUCUGAUGUUUGUUUUUUUUGCGUAAAUGGUAUCAUAUGCCUUAAGGAAGUUUUUAUCAUAUAAGAUUCAGUCUUGUUUUCAUAGUGCAAACACAAUCGGUCAGCAUAUGCAUCUUCUAUUUCACAUAUCCCUCUGUUGAGGAUGGCUGUAUUGUUCCAUUUAAGUGAAGGCACUGUUACUAUUAAUCUACCAAAAUAGCAUUAAUGAAUUGAAAUGACGACCAAUUUCGCUACUGUUUAACUCCAAGGACUUUGAUGGGUUAAUUAACAUACGUAAAAUUUGUACUCCCGUAAAAUUUGCCUCAAUGAUUUAUUCUCUUCUUUUCAUUAAAAAACAACAACAAC